GCCAAGCGGUCGUCGCAGCUCCCCAAAAACACAUUACAUAUAAAAGCUGACAAAUUAUAAUAGGCCGCGCGUGUGUUUCAAAUAAAUUCCCCCCUGUUUCCCAUCCCAAAAAUAAAAAGAAGUGCCACAAAAUAAAUAUAAAUAUUUUACAAUAAUAAUACCGAGUUCUAACGGUUCUGACCUGCCGAGUGUGUUUAUCAUCAUUUUUUUUUUGGUUGUGAAAAUGCUGGUGCAAAAUAUAUAAAUAAUUCGCUGUUAACCCACAUUGGAUUUUAUUGUUGUUUUUUUUUUCGUGUGGAGUGAAAGUGAAGCAGUCCCAAAAAAAAGAUAAAUAUAAAGACAACACAGGAACGUCGUGCCCAGCCAAUUUGUACGUAUCGUCUAUAGGGCGCAAGCGAAACGGAGCGAUAUGAUGCGCAGGACUUUGGUGCUGGCAAUGCUGCUCUCGCUGCUGGCAACGCCCCAGGCAGCGAUCGACAAGGACGAUGGUAAAUUUCCGCCGGGCAGACAUAACCUAAGUUCCGGAUCGGAUCAGCACAAUGUGAUCAAUCUGAGUCUGCAUGGGGAUGGUGACCCCAAGCUGAGCUUCGACCUGUCGCGCACCCGUCGCCUCAGGGAUGCCCUCAACGUCUUCGACCUCGCCGUUCUGGCCGCCCAAUGGGGUCAGGUGGAGAGCUCUGGGGGAGUGUCCACCAAUUGCAGCCGGGACAUGCGGAGCUAUCUCGGGGGCCUCAGCGAUGCCAAGAUGUGGGCCGUCAAGAUGGACGAUGCUUCCGGUCACUAUACAUCCGGUUUCUUCUACGGCAACAACUACUGGAUGGGUUCGUUGGCUCUUUGCGAUGCCAUUGACGACGGCCUGGUCGCUGCUCCCACCAAGGAUAACAGCUCCUCGUCCUCCGCCUCCACAUCCUCGCCAGAAAUGGAGCCCAAGAACAGCGGACUGCCCUUCGCCGCUGCUCACACCCAAGGAUACAGCAGUGUUUACAACGCCCCGCCGCCCUUUGUUCCCGGAUUCUACGUGAUCAAGAUGCAGCUCAACGAGACGAUACCAACCCAAGUGCUUCGCACCAUUUAUGUGGGCAUGUGCCUGCCCUCCAGCUGUUCCAUCGCGGACAUUGGUCAAAUGAGCUCCAAGGCUCACAUGGAUCUAUCUUCGCGGGAUCUUCGCGUCCUGGAUAUUCGUGUGCCCACCGACAAGGAGUUCAACAUCUGGGCGGAUAAGACCUUCUGCCUGCUGCUUGUGGUAUCCAGCAUUGUGCUGGGCCUGAUUUGCUGCGGCACCCUGUACGAGAUUUACCUAAGGGGCAAGCUCAAGGAGGCACUGCGUCGCCAGGACAAGGAGAUGAUGAACAACAGCGAGACGAGCUCGGGAAUAGGAUGUGCCUCGUCGGACUACAGCGAUACGAUGACGGCCCACGAUGAUCCUCUCAAGCAGUCGAAUCACUCGCAGUCUUCCGGUUCCCUGAAGCAAUUGGAUGCCCUGGUGCUGAACUUGCCACCCAAUGAUAAUGACAGCGGAAAUGGUCAUCACCAUGACCACGAUGCAGAUCACCAUGAUCACCAUCGGAGUGGAAGCAACAAUAGCAACUCGGAUGAGCACUUGGAGGGACAUCUGCAUGAGCCGGAGAAGUUGAGUAUCUACUCGGAACUGCUGCUCUCCUUCUCGGCGAUAACGAAUUUCAAUGCGAUCUGCGAUCGGAAUGUGGGUGCCGAUACCAUACCGUGCAUCCAUGGUCUGCGGGCCUUCAGCAUGGCCUGGGUGAUCCUGGGACACACGUGCAUCGUGGUCUUUAAGUACUCGGACAACAUGGAGAUGCGCAAGGAGGUGGAGCAGAACUUCUUCUUCCAGGCCAUCACCAAUGGACCCUUCAGUGUGGACACCUUUUUCUUCAUCAGUGGCUUCCUGAUCUCGUAUAUCUACUUCCGGACAAAUGCCAAGGGCAAGUUGAACAAACUGAGCAAGGGAGCCAAUGAAUUCACCGCUGGCACCGCACACUUCUUUGGACUGGUCGCCUAUCGGUUCAUGCGACUCACUGCCCCCUAUCUGUUCGUCCUGGGCGUGGUCCAGGUGACCAUGAAGUACCUGGCCACAUACUCGAUCUUCGACCCCCCCACCAUGGAUCACAUCACCUGCCCGGAUUACUGGUGGCGCAACAUCCUCUAUAUCAACACGCUGUUCCCCGUCGAUGAGAUGUGCAUGCUCUGGAGUUGGUACCUGGCGAAUGACACGCAGUUCUACAUGAUUGGCGCCAUUAUCCUGAUCGUGGGCGUGCGGCACUUCAAACUGUCGGCGAUCACGACGCUGGUGUUCCUGGUGCUAUCGUGGAUCACCACGGCGGUAAUUGCGUUCACCAACAAUCAUCGACCGAACACGGACGAUCCGCUGGCACUGUUCGACAAGAUCUACGACAAGCCGUGGACGCGGCUGGGACCCUAUCUCAUCGGCAUGGCCGUGGGCUGGAUCCUGUUCAGGACCAACUGCAAGAUCCGGCUGCCCAAGCUGACGGUGGCCACCGCCUGGACCCUGGCCAUGCUCAACCUGUUCGUCCUGGUCUUUGGCCUCUACAAGGCCGACCUGUCGCAGUUCACCGCCGCCGCCUACAGCUCGCUGAGCCACUCGGCCUGGGCGCUGUCCCUGGCCUGGAUCACCAUCGCCUGCUCCACGGGCUACGGCGGCUACAUCAACUCGCUGCUCUCGGCGCCCUGCCUCUAUCCCUUCUCCCGCGUCACCUACUGCGCCUACCUCGUCCACCCGAUCGUCAUCCGCUCCAUGGCGCUCAACUCGGACGCGCCACUGCAUCUGGGCGGGGAUCUGAUGGUUGUCAUGUUCUUCGGUCUCACAGUGGCCUCCUACUUCCUGUCCUUCGUGGUGUCCAUGUCCUUCGAGGCGCCUGUCGUCACAAUGCUGAAGAUCCUGUCGCCCAGUCGAAAGAAACGCCUCGCCUAAGUCCCAUGCCCCAGAUCCGCCCAUUUCCGAUUAUUUAUACCCCCCAUUUUGUCAUGUUUUCUAUUUCUUGUCUAUCAAGCAAUGCCCACAUAUUUAUAGCAUCGACUCAUCUGCACACACCACUCCUUUCGAUCGUUUUCCCUCUACAUAUAUAUAUUCUUUUUACUCUGCACCACAUUUUCCACUCACAUGUGUUCCAGUAAAAAAAAAAAACAAAAAUCAAAAAAGGGAAAACACGACGUGCAAAUUGAAACGUGCAAAUCAAUUCAAACUAUUUUUUGUCAUAUUUUUGUUUCAUAAUGUGUACAUUUUAGUCCUUUAAUUUAUUCCAAAGGUUUGGAAAAUUUGCGCGUGACGAAGAGAAAGAGUUAUACAUAGUACUUAAUAGUUAUAAUUAUAUGAAACUCUAGUACCUAAUUUUAUGAAAUCAUGUUGUAUAUACUAUAUGCUAUAUAUUGUUAUACAUAAAUCUUUAAAUAAAAACU
This is a messenger RNA of Drosophila subpulchrella, 3432 nucleotides long. Its product is annotated as nose resistant to fluoxetine protein 6. NCBI's taxonomy places the organism in Eukaryota, Metazoa, Arthropoda, Insecta, Diptera, Drosophilidae. Gene Ontology annotation, molecular function: acyltransferase activity, transferring groups other than amino-acyl groups. The transcript has 6 exons. Bases 410 to 2947 code for a protein of 845 amino acids. The record is from RefSeq and is a predicted model, not a curated record.